Camelina sativa (false flax) is the source of this 1240-nucleotide messenger RNA. Its product is annotated as CASP-like protein 4A1. Lineage: Eukaryota; Viridiplantae; Streptophyta; Magnoliopsida; Brassicales; Brassicaceae. The record is from RefSeq and is a predicted model, not a curated record.
CUCGUCUUCUUCCCCAAUUGAUUCCCCCAUUGACCAGAAGAGAGCAGAGACAGUUGCAAGAGCUUACUUCAUCACUUCCGCUGUCAGACAAAAUUAAAAAAUAAUUUAUUUAUUUAAUAACAAACCCACAAAAUAUCUACGAAAAUGGACGAAGAAGAGAAGAAGAAGAAGAAGAAGAAGCAACAACAACAACACAAGUCUUCUCAAUCUACAAAACCUCCGGUUCAAUCUCGUUCACCACUCAACCUCGUAGAGAUGUCUUCAAGAUCAUCGCUUCACUCAUUACCACAAACAACGGUUGACUCACCUCCUGAUUCGCCCACCGUGUCUUCAAUCCCCGAUAGCCAUGGAUCUUCGCCUCACACGAUUGUUCCCACUCCUUCCUUAGCUUCCGUCGCGACUAAGACAGAGACUCCUUUUAUGGUUACGAACGGAGAUCUCGUUGAGGAUGACCUGAAGAUUGGUGAGAGUAGGAGACAGCUGAGGCCGCCGCCGAGCUUCUCUACUCCGCGUGAAUCGAAAUGGGCGAGUUUGAUUAGGAAAGCUUUGCUUGGGUUUAGGGUUACUGCUUUUGUUUCGUGUCUCGUUUCGUUUUCAGUUAUGGUUGCUGAUAGAGAUAAAGGAUGGGCUCGUGAUUCUUUCUACAACUACAAAGAGUUCAGGUUCUGUUUGGCUGCGAAUGUGAUUGGUUUUGUCUACUCAGGUUUUAUGAUAUGUGAUCUUGUAUUCCUGUUAUCUACUAGCAUCCGGAGAUCCCGACAUAACCUGCGGCAUUUCUUGGAAUUUGGUCUUGAUCAAAUGCUAGCAUAUCUUCUUGCAUCGGCUUCAACUUCAGCUUCGAUCCGUGUAGACGAUUGGCAAUCAAACUGGGGAGCAGACAAGUUCCCAGACUUAGCUAGAGCAUCUGUCGCACUGUCUUACGUCUCCUUUGUCGCAUUCGCCUUCUGCUCCUUGGCCUCCGGUUAUGCUCUCUGUGCACUCCGGUCCAUCUAAACUAAAAAAAAGCGCAAGCUCGAGAGAAAGAUUCUCAUUUCCUUGACUCUUGAAACUAUAUCCUUGACCCUAAACUCUCUAAAGUCUAAACGAUGUGGAGUGUCCAGUUUCUGAUUUUUAAAAGAAACUUUUAAAUUUUAUGGUGGACUGGACGAUAUUCCAUCUUGUAAAAGAUGGUGUGGAUGCUCGUUUACAUCACUUAUAUAGUUAUCAUAGAUCUAAGAAAAGCAAUAUGAUGACAUCUUCU